AUCAAUGUCUUCCAGAGGUUGUUGAUUUAAUGUACCGGAGUGGCUGACCAGGUAGCGUUCACUAACACCCAUCGGCACUCUGUGCGGACACUCAAUGAAACCUCGGACAUGAUGAACAGUGUCCGAACGAAGCGGAUUCAAGAACCUGUGUAAGGUAAAAAGGACAAUAAUAUAUCGACUCGAAUCACGGGGAUCGAUUGUGGCCUGUAUGCUGCCAUCAGAUUUACAGCAAGUUUAGGUCAUUUAGCUGUUCGAGACAAGCUUGUUGCCCGGUAAUCUCUAUUGGAAAGAAUCUGAUCAAUACUCCCAUCAUUACUCACGGCAGCCGUCUGCACCCCACGCUAGCAGACGACACACCUGUCACAAUGCCGCCAUCUUGGAUCAGUGAAACAACAUCAGGGAGAUGUUUUUAAGCUUGGAGGAUAUGUAGUCGAUCUUGGAACGGAGAUUCAUCAGACUUGUGAAGAAUGAUCGUCUCCAGACUAAAUGGCUGACGUCACCGAUAAGACCAAUGACGUCACAAGAGGCAUGAAAGACAUUUCCAGUCGGGCAACUAAUGUCGUUCAGGAGCUUGACCCUGCCAUCAGUGCAUUGGCUCUGGACCGUGAUGCCGGUCAAGUUGGCGUCGAGACGUUCACGUUAAUUGUUAUCUGGAUCUUGGCCGUAACGGGAAACGCAUUCGUUUGCAUCGUCAUCAACAGAAGUCGUAGAAUUCAAUCAACAACUAAUUAUUUUGUCAUUUCCCUUGCGUGUUCCGAUUUGGCUUUGGCGUUGCUAUGUAUUCCAUUCAUUGCCUCGCGCGUUAUCACGAGCCGAUGGUUGCUAGGAGACGCGAUAUGCAAAUUUGUUCGGUUUGUACAAUUUCUUGUGCCUUGUGUUAACAUGUACACCCUUGUCUCUAUAGCCAUAGAUCGGUUUUACACCAUCAUAUAUCCCCUCAGUUUCAAGGUGACUAAAUGCACUGCCAAACGAAUGAUAAUAUUAAGUUGGGUGUCUGCGGCAAUCUUAAGUGGAUUCUGCUUUUAUUUCUUCGACGUCAUUUCAGACGUGGACGGUGCCGGCCGUAACGUGUGCCCAACGUACGUUUCGACUGGAUCCUGGUCCGGGAUUGUGUAUAUUUUGUUCGUAUUUUCAUGCGAAGUCAUCAUCCCAUCUAUAAUCUUAUUGACAUGCUACAUCCGGGUGUUCAAACAUAUUUGGAGGAUCCACCUUGGGUCAAGGUUACUACAAAGGACGAUGAACCCAGUUCCAAGGACAAAGGUCAAGGUCGUGAAGAUGCUAAUAAUCGUGACCUUGCUUUCCGUGUUGUUUUAUGUGCCUUUUCACGUCUGUCAGCUGUGGUAUUGUGUGGCUAAGCCGUCCCGCGCGGAUCCAACGUUGUAUAUUGCUGUUGCAUGGAUGAUGUUUGGGAAUGGCGUGACGAAGCCGCUUGUCUAUUUAUGCUACAAUUCCAAUUUCCGGCGGGGAUGCAAGGAGGUUUUGUGCAUGUCUACAAUGCGUUGUUACCGUAGCAACACUUACGCUAUCACAAACGCCUCCACAUUUGGGAAAAGAAACCACAUUGGGAUCAUGGAAACGAGUGUCACCGAUCAAGGACAGGAUUCUCCAUCCAAAUCAUUCAAUCGAUCACACAUGUUGGAAAAAAGUGCCUGGCCUCUUCCAUCCGCCGCGUCAUCAACCUAUAUUUAGGUCAGCUCUUUGUGGUUUAUGUUUAUGCAAGUGUAUUUUUUAACCAAGGUGCCUGAAGUAUUUUGUCUAAAAAAAUGUAAUUAUGUAACAAAAUGAGAUCAAUUUUCAUUUUCACACAAACGUCUUUAGACCCCAUUUUAAUUGCGAUAUUUGCAGAACAGAUUCUUUUCUUUAGACGCAUAAAAUCUUUAAUUUUGAAAGACUCAGUUGAACAUAAAUAUAUAUGAAUAUCAGACGCUGCUGAAAAACACUUAAUUUAUGGAAUGCAUAGACAUUCCUUUAGCUUGCAUUUGCCUUUUUGUAUUGUAUGUGCUCUAUAUUUAACACAUUUUGCUGUUUAUGUUUCAUAGGUUAAUUUGAUGUUUAAAUAACAAAAACUAAUGUAUUUCCUUUCGCAAUAUUCUGGCAGUUUAGCCAGCAGUAAUUACAAAACUAUGCGGUAGUGGAGUCUGCCAAAAAACAUUAUGAAGACGUCAUUAGUUACUCAAUAUUAGGCAUCAGGGACUGAAUAAUAUUGGAUGACUCCUUUUCAAUAUGUGUACAGAUUACAUGACAGCCUUGAUAAAGACGUAAUUUGUCAACAUUCGAAGCCUUUCACAUGUUUAUCAAAGCUAUGUAUGCAUGGUUGACAUAUAUACUUAUGUUUUGACAAGAGUGCUCACAGUACCAGUAUUCAGUUCAGAU
This is a messenger RNA of Haliotis rubra (blacklip abalone), 2373 nucleotides long. Its product is annotated as probable G-protein coupled receptor 19. Bases 487 to 1689 code for a protein of 400 amino acids. NCBI's taxonomy places the organism in Eukaryota, Metazoa, Mollusca, Gastropoda, Lepetellida, Haliotidae. Gene Ontology annotation, molecular function: G protein-coupled receptor activity; peptide binding. The record is from RefSeq and is a predicted model, not a curated record. Gene Ontology annotation, biological process: G protein-coupled receptor signaling pathway. Gene Ontology annotation, cellular component: membrane. The transcript has 2 exons.